AUGAUUGUUCCGUCUCAAGCUUACGCAUUUGAAUUGAAGUUACACCAACACAAUGGAGUAGAUGGAAAUUGGAGACCGGCUGACGGGGAUGCGCCGGCAAGUUCUGCUGGCGCACCCGCCGCAUGUUCCGAAUGCAAACUACUCAGGCAUGAGGUUCAACAGCUCAAAUCGUGUAUCCAGACGAUAUUUCUCGUCUUAUCACAAAAUGGCGUCGUAGGAGCAACAUCACCCGUACUCGGUGCUUUAUCUGCAGCACCUACUCUACCAACCGUUCAACCACCACCACCAACUCAAUCGCUUGGUUCCACUCGUAAACGUCCUGCACCUCCGCCACCGCCACCACAGCCUGAAUGCCCCGUCGCGUUGCGUCCGAUUACUUCAUGUCCAACAUUGUCGUCACCAUUUAUGCCACAUUGGACUUGGUUAAUGCCGGGAUUGAUGCGACCACCGUCGCCAACACUACCGGCACCACCGUCCCUUGAGGCGACAUCGACAACUCAGCAAGAACAUGAACCGACAAAAUGGAGUAAUCCGUCCAGCGUGGAAAGUAACGGGCUAAAAAACGACCAUACUGCCGGCGAACCUACAAGCAUCGACAUCGUCGGAAUGGAUGGAAGUGAGUCCUCGACAUCUUCGACAUCUACACAGGCAAUGCUUACAUCACCUGCUGGCCAAGCUCAGCUGCCUGCGUAUCUAAAGGACCCACAUCAUCCUAUUUUUCCAUUUCCGCAAAAGUCUGCAGAUUUGUCGCAGUCAUCGUUUUUGUACGGAAUGGUGAAGACUGAACCACCAGCUUCUCGAAGCGCACCAGUUGCUGCAUCAAUGCCCAUCGGACACGUUCAUUCCAUCACUACCCCUGAACGCAAGCAUAGGAAACAACAAAAUGAUGAUUAUGUGAAGCUGAUACGUGAACAAGAUCUUAGUGAUGAACGAAUCAGUGCUAUACCUAUUCCUGUGCCACAGGCUUUAAGCCUUGAUCCAAAUUUCCGUGCUGUAUCCGAACAGCAAGUGGUGCAACAGGUGAUUCAGAAUAAGCGAUUUGAGGAGGUAGAUGUGCGCGAGUCAAUGACACAUUUGUGUAAAAAACUGGCUGAAAAACGAGUAUUUGGCUCGAAAUUGAUGGCAGAGACUACGGUAGCAGGAUUGAAUCAUUCGACGUUUCCAAAUUUGCCGAUUGAAGGCAUCAUGUAUAUACAACAUGUUUGCCGCAAAGUGUUAGGUGAUCGUUUCUCGAGUGAUGACGACUUCUGGGAGAGUCUGCGCGACUCUAUGCGCAAAUUGGCGGCGCGAUGCCGUCGCGUGCGCCAUGCCAAAAAGACGAAGAGUUCUCGCGAAGAGAGCGUUUUGCUGCCGAGUGAACGAUCAUGUGUUUGGCCGGAAGGCAGCGUAGCACAGACACUGCAGAGCUUAAAUCUACCAACAGAAAAGCCAACACACUCAGUGCAGACAAUACCAAUCGUUCCUGAUCGGAAAAAACAAGUGGCUGACAUAAGCGAUGUAAAAUUAGCGGAAACACUGCAAAAUGGACUGCAUGCGCUGGCCACUGCUACGCUUGGCAAUCAGGCUCUUCCUGCCACACUGGCCGAAAUGUCGUCAGCAUGGUCGCUGCUGCAGCUGCACAAAAACACCGAACCCCUACUACAGCAGCGCGAUUUGCGCUCGGACGACAUCUCGUCGCCCUAA
This is a messenger RNA of Cylicocyclus nassatus, 1683 nucleotides long. Lineage: Eukaryota; Metazoa; Nematoda; Chromadorea; Rhabditida; Strongylidae. The record is from the annotation of a GenBank genome assembly.